This is a messenger RNA of Verruconis gallopava, 2260 nucleotides long. RefSeq lists its product as uncharacterized. The transcript has 3 exons. The coding region runs from base 142 to 1722 and encodes 526 amino acids. NCBI's taxonomy places the organism in Eukaryota, Fungi, Ascomycota, Dothideomycetes, Venturiales, Sympoventuriaceae. The record is from RefSeq and is a predicted model, not a curated record.
AAAAGAUUGCCGCCCCUUCCCAGCGAGAAAAAAAGAGCGGCGUGGCACUGCUACCUCAUCUAUCCUCCGCUUCGUACAAUGCAAGGACAUGCCCGGUGAGCUGUCUUGUACGUGUUGCUGGCCAAAUCCCCGCAAGCACCGAUGACCAGUCCGGGGAUUAAGCGCUGGCACUCCAGUGCUCAAUUGCACCGUAGAACUUCUGAUCGUCGGUCCAAGUUCCGGGAUAGAUUGUCGGCCAUGCCACAGUCGCGGUCAAAAUGCUGCACAUCCUAUACCCUGGCCGGACAGGCGCACCCGGCCAUGACCCAGGCGGAAUUUCAUAAUCUGCCACCAUCUGUACAAAGGAAAUAUUUCUCUACGCUUGAGCGUCUUCAGAUCCUCCACUGCUCUUCCACGCUCUCCUCUGAAAUCCCGUCCACGUCCGGCAGCCCGCCGCGUGCUUCUGGCACGGUGCGAAGACCGACCACGUCCACCUCGUUUGGAUCCUCGAUACGGCGAGCAAAGAAUCGACGCUGUCUUCUUCCGAACCAGACUGGCUCCACGGUCGAAACGCAUUUCUACUUAUCGCUGCCCGAGAAGAUCCGACGCCAGCAAUUCUCGAACGAGGAACGGCUCCGAAUCCAGAGCAAGCUUGAAACAGGAGGAUCCCUGACAAUACCAAGAUCUUCACGAGGCUCGCCCAGGCCUUCCACAACCUCAUCUGCGCAGUGGUCACGGCGACAAUCAAACUCAGCCUUGCGCAAGGCUUCGGAUGUACCUUCGACAGACCUUCUACGACCCACAACGGAGCCAAUGAAUUGCUUUGAUGAUUCCAAACCCACGCGGGCGGCCUGUAGGCGUGCAAGGAAACCAUCCCUGCAGAGAGACGCCUCUGUACACCGCCCGAGCAGCUCCCUGCUUUCUCCCAAGUCGCAAUACUCAGGUCCAACCCUAUGUUCGCCCUCGUCACCUUCUUUUCCUUCGCAUCACAAGCGCAACAUGAGUUCGCGCACUACCACCAUGGUCCGUCCCAGCAUAGACUCGACCUUCUCUGUCGACGCUGCCGCUGCCUACUACCAAGAUCCUGAGGCACGCAUGAAGGUGCGGAAAUAUCUUGUGUCACCACAGAAAUUCGACGAGGCCGUCGCUUUUGGUUUCCCCAGCAUGCCGAAUCGGACGUCGACUUGUGAAAGGGAUGGGCAGAGGACAUCAAGGCCGAUGACAUGUGGACACGACGCAUACAGCUUUUGGAAAGACGACGUGCCGCCUUGUUCGGACGGACGACACUCUAGGGAAUCCACGGAUGGAGACACAGCCUCGUACAACGACUCACCUGUAACUCCCGCGAGCGGCGACGCCUAUAUGCCCAGAGUUAAACCGUACGGGUCCUCGAUCUUCGCCGGGCUCGAUAAUUCCGAUCUGCCCUCCCUGAAGUUGCGUUUCGACGGCAUGUCAGACAUCGCAGAGAGGGACUAUGACCGGGACUCGUCCACGUUUGACCCCUUGGCGAAUAGGGAGAUGACGCUUCGCAUGACCCUGACGCGACCAGAUUUGCGCGCUACGGACGAAGAGCUGUAUGGGUGGGUCCCGAAGGAGCAGACGGACCCAUUGGCCCUGGAGACAUUGCAUCUCAGCGACGACAUGACCGGACAGAACGGCGCGUUCGCUGUGAAGCCCAAUUCGGCUCGCAGCCGACGCUCCGGCGUCUUCAAGAAACUGCUCGACAAAGUCAAGUCACGGUAGCCAUGCCGCAACGCAAUGGCUAGCUUUGACGUAUAUCAUCUUGCUGCAAUUUUUAGCGGGCGUUGGGCGGAGGGCAUGGCCAGACCUUUUUUUUCGCAGCUGCAAAAAGGCAAAACUCUACGACGGUGCUCAUUCUUAAAAAGAGAAUCUUCUUUUUUCCCACUCAGCGUUUGGAAAACCGACAUGAACAGUCUGUUCGACGUUUUUAUGUUGAUUUUGGACUGUGUUUUUCUUUUGCGGAUUCAGGAACAUUUUUGAAAGACUGUGCCUUCGGAGUCUUUAGCGACACAUCGUACUGAUUAUAUUGAGGGGGACACCAGCAAAGCAUUCGUGCUUGUGUAACCAGAGAGAUACCACCACUUGUUGUUGUUUUUGACAUGCGAAUUAUAUUGUACUACUGCAGAGGUUUCUGCGCGCCAUCUUGGCAUCAUAUGCGCCAAUUUCAUCUCCCUCUCUGGAAAACCGAGUUCGAUGCGUUUUUUGUGCAUGACCAACGGCGAUUUCUCAUGUUGUGCAUGCUAACCUUCCCAAUGCAGCC